AUGGUUCAAUUGGCGCCUUUACUCUGCACUCAAAUUUUGAGGAAAUUUAAAUUUCCCUCCCACAACUUCUAUUUACUUUUCUUCUUUCUUUUCUUUCUCUCCCGAAGCCUGGGUCUUCUUCAACCCGUCGCCGUCCUUCAACAGCAACCCCAAAUCUCUCCAGCGGUUGUCGUCGUCCCUGUGCUUAGCAAGGUUCCUCUGCACCAUAGGGAUCUUUCUGUUGAAGGAAGAGGGAUUUCUAUCAGAGCCCAAAUGAUUUUUAGAAAGACAAUGCUCAACGAUUGCAUAACAAUUUUAAAGAACUAUUGGAUAAAUGUGAAGGACUACCCAUGAAAGAAAUGGUCUCAAAACUAAUGACAAACACAAUGUGAAGAAGAAUAAUAUUCCAUGAAAAAAAACUUUCAUGUGAUUUGAUUUGUAAUUUUUUUUAUUAUAUGAAUAAUGGCCCAUUAUAUCAUAUUUAUUAUUAAUUUAUAUUUUAUAUUUUUUAAUUGUG
Carya illinoinensis is the source of this 496-nucleotide messenger RNA. RefSeq lists its product as uncharacterized. The record is from RefSeq and is a predicted model, not a curated record. Lineage: Eukaryota; Viridiplantae; Streptophyta; Magnoliopsida; Fagales; Juglandaceae. Bases 1 to 333 code for a protein of 110 amino acids. The transcript is spliced from 4 exons.